Messenger RNA from Saccharomycopsis crataegensis, 1263 nucleotides. RefSeq names its product glutamate 5-kinase (gene PRO1). Gene Ontology annotation, molecular function: glutamate 5-kinase activity; RNA binding; ATP binding. Gene Ontology annotation, cellular component: cytoplasm; cytosol. NCBI's taxonomy places the organism in Eukaryota, Fungi, Ascomycota, Saccharomycetes, Ascoideales, Saccharomycopsidaceae. The coding region runs from base 1 to 1263 and encodes 420 amino acids. The transcript has a single exon. The record is from RefSeq and is a predicted model, not a curated record.
AUGACGAGUGAUUGCAAAACUAUUGUUGUGAAAUUAGGCAGUUCGUCGAUUGUCGAUGAGGUCACAAGAGAACCAAGAAUCGCUAAUAUGUCGCUCAUCGUAGAAACCUUAGUGAAAUUAAGAAGACAAGGUCAUAGAAUAGUCAUCGUCUCUUCUGGUGCCAUCGCUGUUGGGUUGAAGAGAGUGGGGCUCACAUCCAAACCAAAACAACUAUCGAAAGUUCAAGCGUUGGCUUCUAUUGGUCAAGGUAGAUUGAUUGCGUUAUGGGAUGAUCUCUUCAAAUUAUUGGACCAACCAAUCGGUCAGAUCUUGAUCACCAAGAACGAUAUUGCUGCUUGGAACCAAUAUAGAAAUGCUAGAAAUACUAUUAAUGAGUUGUUGGAUAUGGAUAUAAUCCCUAUUGUCAAUGAAAACGAUACUUUGUCAGUUAGAGAAAUCAGGUUUGGUGAUAAUGAUACUUUGUCUGCCGUCACCGCCGCAAUGAUUCAGGCUGAUUAUUUGUUCUUGUUGACCGAUGUCGACUGUCUUUACACGGAAAACCCAAGAAAUAACCCAGAUGCAGUUCCAAUAUUGGAAGUCAAAAAUAUGAAUGAUUUGCAGGUAGACACUCUGUCGGGGGGUAGUGAUGUGGGAACCGGGGGGAUGACCACAAAACUUAUUGCUGCGGAAAUUGCUACUAGUGGUGGGGUCACCACUAUUGUCACCAAGAGUUCGGUCCCAGGUAAUAUCGCGAGUAUUGUUGACUACAUUCAAGCUAACGAAUCCGAUCUACAGAAUUUAUCAUUGGAAAACGAUGACGUACAAUUUUUAGACAAACAAAAGAAGGAACUCGAGAUGUUGGUGAAGCACGAUGUUCCAUUACAUACUAGAUUUAUUGGUCAAAAGGAAAAUGCUGCAAAAAAUAGAGAGCUUUGGUUAUUGUAUGGGUUGAAACCAUAUGGUACAAUUAUCGUCGAUGAAGGUGCCUCCAAGGCGUUGACCAGAAAGAAUAGAGCUGGACUCUUGCCUGUGGGUAUCAUUGAAGUGCAAGGAUCUUUCCAUGAAGAUCAGUGCGUAACUUUGAUGCAAGGUGCUAGAUUGCCAAAUGGUGAACUAGACACUUCAAAAGAGUUAAUAGAAAUCGGUAGAGCCCGGGUGAACUACACAUCGGCUGAUUUGGCGAAAAUUAAAGGCUUGCACAGUAACGAAAUUGAGAAGGUAUUGGGCUACGCCGAUUCUGAAUAUGUUGCACAUAGAGAAAAUUUGGCUUUCCCAGUCAUUUGA